Molecule: messenger RNA, 2250 nt
Organism: Caenorhabditis briggsae
Lineage: Eukaryota; Metazoa; Nematoda; Chromadorea; Rhabditida; Rhabditidae
Exons: 4
Coding region: 1-2250 (749 amino acids)
Biological process (GO): protein-containing complex assembly; mitochondrial protein processing
Cellular component (GO): m-AAA complex
Molecular function (GO): metalloendopeptidase activity; ATP hydrolysis activity; ATP-dependent peptidase activity
Source: RefSeq, a predicted model, not a curated record
AUGCACCUCCUUCUAAAAUCCGGAUGGAUUCUACACAGAACACAGGCUUUCCAUACGUCUGUGAAUCGAUUUUUGUCAGUGCUGCCGCAGAUUUUGAAUGCCCGUCAAUUCCCACAAAGGAGGUCGAGACCGAAACGAGAGGAACCUACAUCUUCAUCAGAGAAAAAUGUUUACAAAAAUCCAUGGAUUGAAAUCUCCUGGAGCUCAAAAGGUCACCGAGAAACGAAAGAAGACGCUAAACAAGCCAGCGAAGGCAAUGAAAAUGGGGGUGGAGGUGGAAAAGACGAUGAUCCUCGAAAAAAGCUAAUGGAGAAGAUGAAAAGAUGGCUGGCGAUCUCUCUAUUCGCCUAUGGUGUCCUCUUCAUGCUCUCGCCGAAGACCAGUGGAGGUGUGACAGCUGAUAAAAUCUCCUGGAGUGAAUUUAUCAAUGAGCUACUGCCAACAGGACAAAUCUACCGGAUUAUCGUGCUCCCGGAGCAAGAUAUCGCAUAUUUAUACGUUUAUGACACUGGAGCCAAGAAUUCUCGCGGGGAGCGUCUUGCCAACAUGUAUAGGGUUGGGAUUCCAUCGGUGGGACGGUUUGAGACAGAAGUGCGAGCGGCUGAAGCAGCACUAGGACUCCCUCCAGAGCAUUGGACUCAAAUAGAGUAUAAGAGAAGUGAGAACAUAACUCAAUGGAUGACUAUAAUCUUCUUGGGCGGUCUUCUAAUUGGUGGCUUUCUGUUGUUCCGAAAGUUCAAAGGAUCCUUUAAUAUGACGGAUAUGAUGUCGAAUAUGACAAAAGGAAAGUUCACAAUCAUCGAUCCACACAGUGCUGAAGGCAAGAAACAACUGAAAAUCAAGUUCAAGGAUGUCGCCGGCUGCUCUGAAGCGAAGGUUGAAGUUCGUGAAUUCGUGGAUUACCUCAAGAAUCCUGGACGCUUCACAAAGCUUGGAGCCAAAUUGCCACGUGGCGCGUUGCUCACCGGACCGCCUGGAUGUGGAAAGACUUUACUGGCGAAGGCGUUGGCCGCGGAAUCAACGGUUCCUUUCAUUUCAAUGAAUGGAUCUGAGUUUGUAGAAGUUAUUGGUGGCUUAGGAGCGUCUAGGAUUCGUGGGCUGUUCAAGGAGGCGAGAACGAGAGCACCAUGUAUUAUCUAUAUCGAUGAGAUUGAUGCGAUUGGAAGGAAGAGGAGCGAGGGGAAAGGAGCUGGUGGAUUUGGAGGUGGUUCCGGUGAAGAGGAGCAAACGCUGAAUCAGCUACUCGUCGAAAUGGACGGAAUGGGAUCUGGAAAUGGUGUUGUCGUUCUGGCAAGCACAAAUCGAGCUGAUGUCCUGGAUAAGGCUCUAUUGAGACCUGGAAGAUUCGAUAGACACAUUUCAAUCGAUUUGCCGACGAUGUUGGAGAGAAAAGACAUGUUUGAGCUGUAUAUGAGGAAGAUUAAGCUGGAUCAUGCGCCACAAGAAUACUCUCAGAGGCUGGCAGCGAUGACGCCCGGAUUCUCAGGUGCCGAUAUUAUGAAUGUGUGUAAUGAGUCGGCUAUUCGAGCGGCGUCGAAUAAGAAGCACGUAGUGACCAUUAAGGAUGUAGAAUAUGCCCUGGAUAGAGUGUUAGCUGGCUCAGAGAAAAGAAGUCGUAGUUUGGUAGAAGAGGAGAGAGAAGUCGUUGCGUAUCAUGAAGCAGGACACGCCCUUGUUGGAUGGAUGCUGGAGCACACUGAUGCUCUUCUCAAGGUCACAAUUAUCCCUCGGACCUCUGCAGCUCUCGGAUUCGCUCAGUAUUCUCCACGUGACAAGAAGCUGUUUGCGAAGGAGGAGCUGUUUGAUAGAAUGUGUAUGAUGUUGGGAGGACGAUGUGCUGAGAAUUUGAAAUUUGGGCGGAUCACAUCUGGAGCACAGGAUGAUCUUCAGAAGGUGACAAAGUCGGCGUACGCACAAGUCAAGUUGUAUGGAAUGAGCGAGAAUGUGGGACCACUGUCGUUUCCGAAUACGGAGGGAUUCCAAAUCAAACCGUAUUCCAAGAAGUUCGCAGCGGUUUUCGAUCAGGAGGCGUCGUUGAUGGUUGCGAAGGCUAGUGAGACGACGACGAAGUUGAUUAAGGAUAAUAUGGAUAAAUUGGAAACGGUAGGCACAAAAAUCGCCCAAGCUCUUCUAAAACGAGAAGUUCUAAACUAUGAAGACGUCAAACAACUGAUUGGGAAACCGAAAUUCGGAGACAAGCAUCUCGUCGAUAUGGUGGAGAUGUGCUGCCCAAAGACGAUGUUUAACUAA